This is a messenger RNA of Plectropomus leopardus (leopard coralgrouper), 2405 nucleotides long. RefSeq names its product Krueppel-like factor 10. The record is from RefSeq and is a predicted model, not a curated record. Lineage: Eukaryota; Metazoa; Chordata; Actinopteri; Perciformes; Serranidae. Gene Ontology annotation, molecular function: RNA polymerase II cis-regulatory region sequence-specific DNA binding; DNA-binding transcription factor activity, RNA polymerase II-specific. Gene Ontology annotation, biological process: regulation of transcription by RNA polymerase II.
AUUUUGGUUUGAGAAGGAAGGACGAGCACUCUGGAGUUAAACUGGAUAUCUGAACACCUAAAACAGCCGCAAAAAAAGCUACAACAUGGAAGUUGAGGAGCUCCAUGCAGACAUGCAGAGUGAAUUCCAGCCUGCUGCUUUGGGUGCAGGUGACAUGGAGGCUGUGGAGGCUCUGAUGUCCAUGACUAAACACUGGAAGACCCGGAGCUUCAAGCUCAGGCACUUCAGACCCUUGACUCCGUCCUCCGACUGCUCGGAGGAUGACUCAGUCCUGUAUGGGUCCACUGCUCCACAGGACCCUCUUUUGUGUAUGACACCGCCAUACAGUCCACUCAACUUUGAAGCCACCCAUUCACCCUCAGCAGCAACCUCACUUCAGCCUGCAGCAGCUGGAAGCUGGCAGCCAGUAGAGGAGACUCACCUGCAGACGCACACGGUCGCUUCUCCACAGCGGUUUCAGUGCACCAGUGUAAUCCGUCACACUUCAGAGGGUCAGCGUGGCUCCUGUGACGUCCACCCCAGACUCACUCAAGACCAUUCAAAAGACUUAAAAACAGAUUUGAGCUCUGAAUUUGGGCUGAACAGUAAAGAGAGUAGUGUAAUACAGAGUGACUCUAAUGCAGCUGUAACACUCGAGUCUUCCACUGUGACUCUGCCAAAUGUGGGUGAAGCCAGCCAGACCCAAAUGAGUGCUUCAAGUCUGGAUGAUAAAUCACACACAUCUCAGGCCGUCUCCUCUGCCCCAGCUGGAUGCUCAGGGGUUUCUUCUGUGCCUGUCUAUUGCCAGAUCUUUCCUGUCCCGUCUUCUUCCUCCUCCGUCUCACCCUCUGACGGUCAGAAGCAACACCUUCCUAUCACCACUGCACCACAACAGCAGCACAUACAACCACAAACACUAGCAGCUUCUCCUGCCCAGGUCUUCCUCCUAGGGGGUCAGAUGGCAAAAUGCCCUGUCAUGCUCCUUGUCUCACAGCCGACUGUCCCUACACUCUACGUCCAGCCAGCACCGGUGACCCCUGGUGGCACCAAGCUGGCAGCCAUCGCCCCCGCGCCUGGUCGUGCCUUGUUGGAGCAAAGACAAAACCCACUGCAGCCAGAAGUGUCCCGUGUUCGCAGUCAUAUUUGUCCCCAUGAGGUCUGCAGGAAGACGUAUUUCAAGAGCUCCCAUCUCAAGGCCCACAUGAGGACACACACAGGCGAAAAGCCCUUCAAAUGCAAGUGGGAGGGCUGCGAGAGACGCUUCGCUCGUUCCGAUGAGCUGUCACGCCACCGACGUACUCACACAGGAGAGAAACGGUUCGCCUGUCCUGUUUGCUUAAGCCGCUUCAUGCGCAGCGACCACCUUGCUAAGCACGCCCGACGACACCUAGCAGAGAGGAAGACGCCCUGCUGGAUGUUAAAGGUCGCCCAGGCUGCUGCUUCCACAACACUCUGUCUGUCGUCAUCAAACUCUCUCUGAGAUGUCCUGAUGAGACGGCAAAGUAAAAACUGUGAUACUGAAUGUGAGGCUUUGUGAGUCUAACAGUGCGGAGGAGUGUGUGCCUCUACACAUCGCCAGACAGCUCAUUACACUGGAACAACACGGCUGAAAAGUACAUUAAGUUGCAUUUAAAGUCUUUGAUUGUUUGAAUAAGGACGAGGUGUUGAGUCUGAUUAUAUCUGACUUCAAACGACUGCUUUUAACACUAAAUACAGUAUUUACACUGAAAAUAUCAACUUUAGAUACUGUUUUGUAAUGCAUUUCCAUCACACUUUUACAAAUGAAUGCUAAACAUGUUUACUUUUCAGUUAUACAAGACCAAAGAAUGUUAAAUAUUGCUCCUUUGUGCCAAACACUAAUCUAUUUGUUUAAAAAAAAAAAAAAACAAUUUUGCACAUUUAUUUCUUGCAGGGAAAAUAGAAUUCUUUAUUAAAGUUGAAUAUAUAUUUUCUUGAUUUUUGUUUUUUUGUUUUUAAAUGUCCAGAUCUCUUUUAGUGUAGCAUGUGUCCUGCCAACUUAACAUGUAAUUGCAGAGGGAGAAUAACUCGUUGUUAGCCUUUGAUCACAUUAUCCAGGAUAAGAAAUGAACUAAGUCAUCAUGUUAUGAAAUGAUUUCUGAAAGUGGUUACCUGUUAUGUAGGUAUGUAUGUGCAGUAGCAGCAGGGCAUCCAUAAGAAAAUUAUAGGUCUGUAAAGGGGAGACACUACAGGUGAAAAUAAGUCAUCAAUUUUGAGAAUUUAGGCUAUUUUGCUUCCAUAACAUGUAUUCUUUCAGACUACAGGAAAGAAAAACCCUCGAAAAACACAUUUAGCUGUUUAUUUUAGCAACUUCUGUUCUGGAAAUGUAUGCAAAAGUCCAUAUUUAACUAGAUAAUGUCUUACUUGCAUAUUAAACAUAACAUUUCAAGAAAAUGUUACUACAAAAA